GGGACGGGCUCCCGCGGCCCCGAGGCUCCGAGGGCGUGGUGCCUCCCGCCGUAAUCUGGCCUGCGCGGCCCGUUCACUCGCUGCAGUCGCGGGAGGGAGCCCGUCGAGGCGCUCCCUGGCCGUGUGACCUUGGCCUCUGUCCGAUGAGGACUAGACAAGUUGAGAGUUGUGGCGAGUCUGGCCCCUGGGGUGCUGAAUGUGCAUGACCGUCACUGCGCCUGGUGCUAGUCGUCAGUGUCAAACCCAAGCCCAUUGCUGCGGAGUCGAUUCAGACUCUUCGCGACGCUAUCAGACCUACUGUGACCGCUUGGUUCAGGACACGCCUUUCCUGACUGGCCACGGGCGCCUGAGUGAGCAGCAGGUGGACAAGAUCAUCCUGCAGCUGAACCGCUACUACCCACAGAUUCUCACCAACAAGGAGGCCGAAAAGUUCCGGAACCCCAAGGCGGCUCUGCGUGUGCGGCUCUGCAACCUCUUGAGCCACCUGCAGCAGAGUGGCGAGCGGGACUGCCAGGAGUUCUACCGUGCCCUGUACAUCCACGCCCAGCCCCUGUACAGCUGCCUGCCCAGCCGGCAUGCUCUGCAAAACUCAGAUGGCACAGAGCUAGACUCAGGCGUGGAGAGAUGGGAGCUGAGUGACAGGGGACCCCUGGGCUUCCUGGCUUGCCUCAGCGUGGCUGUGGGAUUGGCCCUGCUCAUAUACUGCUGCCCUCCAGGUGGGUCACUCCAGGUGGCCUCCCGACACACCAGGGGAUCCCAGAGCUGUACCCAUCGCCCAGCCGAGGACACCAGUGAGCGGACAUGGAACCCCUGACUCUGACCCCAAGGUCCUGCCAGGGGCCCGGCGCGUCCUCGGCUUCUCCCCUGUCAUCAUCGAGAGGCACAUCAGCCGCUACCUGCUGACCUUCCUGGCAGAAGACCUGGGGGGUCC
This is a messenger RNA of Loxodonta africana (African savanna elephant), 931 nucleotides long. RefSeq names its product caspase recruitment domain family member 19 (gene CARD19). The transcript has 6 exons. Bases 197 to 814 code for a protein of 205 amino acids. NCBI's taxonomy places the organism in Eukaryota, Metazoa, Chordata, Mammalia, Proboscidea, Elephantidae. The record is from RefSeq and is a predicted model, not a curated record. Gene Ontology annotation, cellular component: mitochondrion.